CCAUCCCAAAAUUCCGUACGCAAAUUCGCCGAGCAGAACGUUCCAGAAUAGCCUCGUUGAAUCUCGUGCGAGGCCUUGAGCUGCGGCUAGCGCCAUUUCUACGAAAAGCAAAAAGCAAAAGGCCUGCAUCUCCCCCGUAAUUCAAAAUCUUCAGGAAGCUUCUUCUAAGAACGCACAGAUCCACGUCCACCUUCGUCUUUGGUGUUCAAAUUUGGCGUGCGCUUGUUCAAAUCAUCAGAUAUUGUAAUCUUGGUGAUCGGGCAGAUUGGAAGAAGCUUUCCUUUAUUGGGUUCGCGAUGGAGAAUGGAGCAGUUUCUUCCGAGACUCAACAGGGGGCGUCUUACACCUACUGGGUCAGAGAGACGCGAGAGGAUGCGGCUCCACUUCCUGUCCCUCGUAAGCUCUCGGCUGACGACAUUAUUGCUUCUCAAGCUUCUCAGCCUCCCACCCUUGGCUCCGUCUGGAAUCGGGCUGGAACUUGGGAGGAGAAGAACUUGAAUAAAUGGGCGAGUGAUAGAAUGAAGGACUUGCUAAUGUCAGUAGAUUCCUUGGAGUUCUCCAGUGGUAAAGCUGAAAUAGAGGAUGUAUCGAAGUGUGUUGGGGAUGCUUUUUUGGUGACUGUCCGUAACAAGAAACGUGUUGGUUAUACAUAUGAACUCACAUUGAAAAUUAAAGGUGAGUGGACAAUUAAACAGGAGAAAAAGACAGUGAAGGGGCAUAUAGACGUCCCAGAGUUCUCAUUUGGUGAGCUAGAUGACUUGCAGAUGGAAGUGAGAUUGAGCGAAGAGAAAGAUCUUCUGGGUUCGGAUAAGCAGCAGAUUUGCCAAGAUUUCAAGCGAUUCUUGCAGCCCGUUCGUGAAAAGUUGCUUCAAUUCGAGCAGGAGCUCAAAGAAAGAUAAAAAGGUUCAUUCUUAACAUGUACCAAUUAUUUUUGUACUUCCUACGUUUGUUUGGCAAGAAUGUCUUAUUGGAUCAUAUCACAAGGGGCCAUUGAGAUGCUAAAAUUGUAAUGCAACUAAAUAACGCUUAUUUUGUUGUGGGAACUUAAUAGAUUCUUCAAUGUUUAAGGUACUUUGAGGCCCUUAGAUAUGAUGGGACUGUUAUUACUUUUAUCAGAUCCCUUGUGUGGUUCUAAGUCA
Messenger RNA from Cucurbita maxima (winter squash), 1139 nucleotides. RefSeq lists its product as uncharacterized. Gene Ontology annotation, cellular component: cytosol. Gene Ontology annotation, molecular function: protein-folding chaperone binding; ATPase activator activity. The coding region runs from base 297 to 899 and encodes 200 amino acids. Lineage: Eukaryota; Viridiplantae; Streptophyta; Magnoliopsida; Cucurbitales; Cucurbitaceae. The record is from RefSeq and is a predicted model, not a curated record. The transcript is spliced from 6 exons. Gene Ontology annotation, biological process: protein folding; positive regulation of ATP-dependent activity.